This is a messenger RNA of Trichosurus vulpecula (common brushtail), 6499 nucleotides long. RefSeq names its product purinergic receptor P2Y1 (gene P2RY1). Gene Ontology annotation, molecular function: A1 adenosine receptor binding; ATP binding; G protein-coupled ATP receptor activity. The record is from RefSeq and is a predicted model, not a curated record. Gene Ontology annotation, biological process: platelet activation; relaxation of muscle; phospholipase C-activating G protein-coupled receptor signaling pathway. Lineage: Eukaryota; Metazoa; Chordata; Mammalia; Diprotodontia; Phalangeridae. Gene Ontology annotation, cellular component: plasma membrane. Bases 735 to 1829 code for a protein of 364 amino acids. The transcript has a single exon.
AGCCGCAGUCUCCCAGUCGUGUCCCAGGUAGCAAGGAGGAGCGCGCAGAAAGAAAGUUGAGCUCCCCAAAGAAAGGAGCAGCGGCUGGACCCGGAGCAGGAGAGAGGGACUGAGAGACUGAGGGGAAGACGAAGCCGGAGCCGGAGCGGAGCGGAUCCAGAAGGGGACUGGCAGUUGGAGCCGAGGCGCAAGCAGCCGGUGGCAGAGAGGCAUCUAGAGCCGCGGCGGAGCCGGGUCGGCCAGCUCCCCGGUGGCGUGCCCCCCGAGGUCCCGGGGAGCUGCCACUUGGGACGGGCUAGUACAGGGUGCACUGUCCCUCGGCGCCAGCCGGGCGCCCUGCCCCACGAGUGCCAAGGGCAGGUCAGGGGACCCCGGCUGUGUCCGCUGCACCCCCUUGGGCAAUCGUCCCCUUCACCGCCGCCGCCGCCGCCGCGCCUUCAGCAGCACCAGGAAGCAGCUGGCCAGGCGCCCGGCGCGAGGCGGAGGACUCUGGGGCGGGCGAGCCCGAUGGGAAGGCGCGGCCGUGCGUCUAGAAAGCCCGGCGCGGCCCAUGAGGGCGAGCGAGCCCCCUACGCCCCCGUCACCCUCGCCCUCUCCGCCCCCCUUGCCCUCCUCCUCCUCCUCCUCGUCUGCUCCCCUGCGCCGGUUCUGCCUCUGGGCAGAUGCUCCCUCCUGCGCCUCCCUGGCUCUUUCUUUCUGCCGCUGCUUCCUUGGCGGCUUGAGUCGGCCCAGCCAUGACCGACGUGCUGUGGUCAGUGCUCCCCAACGGGACUGAGGUCCCUCCCUCCCCGGGCUGGUCCUCGGGCAACGCCACGGUCACGGCCGCCAGGUGCUCCCUCACUAAGACGGGCUUCCAAUUCUACUACCUGCCCGCCGUCUACAUCCUGGUCUUCAUCACCGGCUUCCUGGGCAACAGCGUGGCCAUCUGGAUGUUCGUGUUCCACAUGAAACCUUGGAGCGGCAUCUCGGUGUACAUGUUCAACUUGGCCUUGGCCGACUUCCUGUACGUGCUCACCCUGCCCGCGCUCAUCUUCUACUAUCUCAACAAGACCGACUGGAUCUUCGGCGACAACAUGUGUAAACUGCAGCGCUUUAUCUUCCACGUGAACCUCUACGGCAGCAUCCUCUUCCUGACCUGCAUCAGCGUGCACCGCUACACCGGAGUAGUGCACCCGCUCAAGUCCCUGGGGAGGCUGAAGAAAAAGAACGCCGUCUACAUCAGCGCCCUGGUGUGGGCGGUCGUGGUGGCCGGCAUCGCCCCUAUCUUCUUUUACUCGGGCACGGGCAGUCGGAUCAACAAGACCAUCACCUGCUACGACACCACCUCGGACGAGUACCUGCGAAGUUAUUUCAUCUAUAGCAUGUGCACCACCGUGGUGAUGUUCUGCAUCCCCUUCGUGGUCAUCCUGGGCUGCUAUGGGCUCAUCGUGAGGGCCCUCAUCUCCAAUGACCUGGACAACUCUCCCCUCCGGAGGAAGUCCAUUUACCUGGUGAUCAUCGUGCUCACGGUCUUUGCUGUGUCCUAUCUUCCCUUCCAUGUGAUGAAAACGUUAAACCUGAGAGCCAGGCUGGAUUUUCAGACUCCAGAAAUGUGUGCCUUCAACGACAGGGUAUACGCCACUUACCAGGUGACUAGGGGGCUAGCUAGUCUCAACAGCUGCGUCGACCCCAUCCUCUAUUUCUUGGCGGGAGAUACGUUCAGGAGAAGACUGUCAAGGGCCACCAGGAAAGCUUCGAGAAGAAGUGAGGCAAAUUUGCAAUCAAAGAGCGAAGAUAUGACCCUCAAUAUUUUAUCAGAGUAUAAGCAAAACGGAGAUACGAGCUUAUGAAUUGCACACACGCAAAAGGUUCCCAAACACCUCAUUAAAAAACAAACAAUAAAACCCUAUGCUGUAAUGAUAAACAGAGUCAGAAGAAUGGGGGGGGGGUCUGGGGUGGAGAAACUAUACCACUUAGCAGUCAAGUACUUUAAAAAAAUUCCUUUGAUAGGUUUAGAAAGAAUAUAAGAAAUUAGAGAUCAGAAUAUUCUGAGGCAAAAAAAAAGAUGCUUCCCCCUGUACUAAAUUAGCUUUUUAGGAUUUUUUAAAAUUAGAUUACAGUCACUUUCCUUAAGGAUAAAUAUAUUAAAACAGUACUCUCCAUUAAAUAAAUUCGCUUUAUGCCAUUUCAAAAUUCUCCACUCUCAAAUAUACAUAUAUUCAGUCACUUUAUAUUUGGAAUAUUUUUGUAUUCAUAAUUUCUUCUAAGAUGUACGACUGUCUUAGGCAUUAGGUUGUGCACCUGUAGUUAUUAUUAUAUUUUACAAUUUACAUUAGCAUCCUAUUGAUUCUCCACCUCCUCCAAAUAUUUAGGAUUAGCUCAAAUCAGAAAACAAUUCUCCCAAUUCUUUAGGUAGUAAGUGAGCUGGCUCCUGGGGUUUAAUCAAGUUUGUUUGUUUUUUUGUUUUGUUUUGUUUUUUUAGUUUAUGAGUAUAAGUUUCUGGCUGUCUUCAGUUGAAGGAUGACUAGAUAGAUGUCUUUGAGUUGAAAAUCUUGAAAGGUGAUGAUUUUCUAAUUCUAAUUUUUAGGAAAACUUUUCAUUAUAUUUUGGGUGCUAAAUGUUUGAUGGUGGAACUCUGUAUUAAUUGUCAUGGAUAAAGUACCAAAUUUACAUAACAAUGGCACAUAGGUUUUGUUUCCUAUGAAAGCUUAAUGUCUUGGGAUGUUUUAAAUCUCCUUAAGUAAACACACUAUUUAUUGGCAAUGUUGCUGUUUAAUGCCAUAGGGGGUUGUUUGUUUUCCUGAAUGAAUGCUUAUCCACAUCUGCAAAAACAUUUUUUAAAAAAGCAACUCUGAACUGAUGAUUUACAGGGCAAACUGACUAAAGUUGAAUGCACAAGUUAAGGCAAAGUGGAUCUGGGCAUAGUUAGUGUUUGGGAGUGAUUGGCAGCCUUCCAAAAUCUGCAUGCUCCAGAUGAGAGAGAGAGAGAGAGAGAGAGAGAGAGAGAGAGAGAGAGAGAGAUGAAGCCAUGGUACUAAAACUUAAUUACUAUCAUAGAGGGACUGUAACAAAAGUGCUGAGAAAAGGGACAUUUUAUAUUAUUCUAAAACAUGUCUGAAAGUAUUAUAACAGUAAGUGAAAAUGCAUAAAUGCUAGGAAGCUAGUUUAAAUUUUAUAAAUUCUGCUCAUAAAAUGACAGGGCAUGAUCUGCCCUCACUAGUCCUCAUUUCUAAAAAUGGGAGAGAAAAUAUUGUAUUUAAAAACCUGAGGACAUCUCUUGACAGUAUGGCAAAGCAGGUUAAAUGAUUAAUCAUAGAACUACUUUUUUUUAAAGAACUACUUCACUUUAAAAAGAUGGCAAAUGGGAGGGGGGUGGUAUUUAUACUACAGGUUUGCUCCUCUGGGCAUUAACCUGUCAAAUGCUUCAGACUUUUCCAAUAAUGAUCAUUCUGUGUUUUGACACUUUUUGAAUUGUCAUUCAAUCCCAGCCCUGUAAUAUUCUUUUUUUUUUAUACUAUAGUCAAACUGUAUUAUACAGACUUAUUAAGGUGAAUAUAAUCUACAUCCCCCAAUCACAAACUCCCACUAUACUUAAACGAUCAGUAUUAAGGAUAGUUUGAUAAACUUAAUUUUCAGAACUAAAAUGAACAUUUUUUCUAAUGCAGAGACUUCAAGCAGGGGGCUGACAUAGUCAUCAAUUAUUGUAUUCUUUGAGGGUAUGAAAUAUGAAGUUGGAUCUUGAGUUAAACAUGUAGGACACAAAGUGAGAGCUGAAUCAAUGCUUUAUUUGAGCCAUUGAGUAACUUUCCAGAGCUGGGAAGAACCUUUGAGGUCAGUUAGUCCAAACCUCUCACCUCACAGCCUGAGAGGAAAGGAGAUUUUCUGGGUUUGAAGAUCUGUCAAACCGUUCCAUGUGCCAUCUGUCAUCAUCAGUUUGUGGUAUGACAUGGGGAAAACAAGUCACCAAAACAUAGCAAAUCGGGUGUUGGUGAAAUGGGAAUAAACAUAGUCAUGUUUCAAACUUCAGGAGAUAUUUGCUAAAUAUCUUGUAGUGGCCAACUGAGAGAUUAUUCUAUAAUUCAUGGCAGGAGAACAGAACAUAAGACACAAACUAUUUAAUGACUAUUUACCCAAGGGAUCACUGAAGGCUUGUGUUAUCUGUAGCAGAAUUAAAUACCCCAGUGACCAAAAAAAAGGAGAGGGAAGGGGAAGCCCAUGCCUGGCCUAAGUGAUGUUUCUCUAGUAGCCCAAUUCUUCCAUUUACUCUAGUGUUCUUCUUUCUAGAUCACAGGAUGUCCUGGCCUGUGCAGCAGGUUGCUUUCCAUACUGGCCUAAUCCUAUCGAAAGUAUAAAUUCUGCAUUAUUUCGGGUCCUAGAGAACUUCCUUUCAGAGCAUGUGUGGAGCUAGUAAAGGGAGUUAGGGGUGAAUAGAAAUGCCCUUUUACUAUCUGGAAUGUUUCUUUCAGAUUCUUACUUUAUCCCUCUCAUAGGAGACCAUAAUGACACAUAAGGAAUCAGGAAACCAUGCCAAAUAGUAACAAAGAAUGACUUGGUUGACUGCUUCCAAGCAGCCUCCAUGGCCCAACAGGGAUCUCUAGUAGCUGUGUCUACCCAGUUUGAAAUAAACUGGGGAUCAGGUUGAAGUGGUAUUCCUUUGGCCCCAGCAAGGCCUCACAAACCUCACGAAGCCUGAAAAGACAAUUCAUGGGACCUGAUGAUGUAAGUUCUUAAAUCUUGAGCUUGGCAACAUGUAGGCAUUGAGACAAGUGAAUUUGCUAAUGUGCUGUAAUUUAUCAGUUUACUCAAGUACUCAAAAGUUCUGAAAAGUUCAGAACCCAGAUGUUUCUUAGGACCUGAGUAGUGACUGCAGAAAGCCUGCCAAAUCCAUUUCCUCCCUGACCUGAAUGGGUAAGAAAUUGAGAAGAUUUGGAGUGUGGGUCAGGAUUUCUAAAUUCUCAUCCUGCUUUGCUAGUCAGCUAAUCCCCAGGUGGGUUCAAAUUCUACAACCAAUCUCCCCCCACCCCAUUGUUAAGAGGGAAAUGUAAUAACUCCUCUGUCACAAGAACAUUUAAGAGUUUGAAAGAUGCUAGAGACACAUAAAAUAUGCCACUAUUGUUUUCUAGAACUACUCAGUUCCAGGCAUUGGAUUAGCAUUCCUCUGUGGAUGUCAACUGUGAUAUGGAAAUAUGCCCAGGAAAUCUGUCAAAACUACUAACUUUCCUCCUGUAGGAUACUGAACUGUCUUUGGACACAAAGGAUUUCAUUAAUAAUGGGCGCUGGAACUGCACCAGCAACAAAGGCUGAACGUUUGAUACUAGUUGUCAAAUCUGACUCAUCCAUUAUGCCAUAAAGUUUAAGCUUUCUGAUCAUCUUAAAGACAAUUCCUGGAUUAUUUAUUGAUGAAGCAACUGCAGUCCAUUAAUUGUACAGAUAGGAUCGAAAACUUUCCCUGCAAGAGCAUUUUUUGAUCCAGAACAAUGAUGUGAAUUCUAUUUAUUAAAAUGUAUAUCGUCAGUAUAACUGAUUGCUGUAUUUGAAAUCCAUAAUACAUGUGGCAUGGUGAAAAUAAGAACAGAGAUUUCAUAUAUCUCUAUUCUUUUCAAACAUCAGUAUCUAGAAGUAUUGGAUUCUCUUUCAAGCAUUCUUUUUGUCAAAUUAUAAUAAUCUCUAAAAGUCCACUUUGUGAAGCUCCAUGUUAAAUUUUCCUUAAUGAUGUAUUUGCAUGCUCGCCUUUUAAAAUUGGAUUUCUUGUUUUAUAUGUAAAAAGUCAAUUUUGUGUCAAGUGAAUAUAGGAUCACACAGCAAAUAGAAAAUAUUUUAGUUUUUCUGGGUCCGUAGGGUAUAUAUUUUGUGAGGUUUUGCAGUAAAAUUUAUACAACUAUUAUAAAAAAUGCAUGAAAUCCAUUGGUGACCAUCAUUUUAAAAAUGUAACAGGGUUGACCUAUAUUCAAAGCACAACCAAAUCACUGUGCUUUACAAAACUGAUGGAGAGGCAUUAUAGACAUGACCUUCGAGUUUAAAGAGAGAUUUGGGGAAAUGUGGAGAGGUAGGAGAAUGCAGCUGUUACAGUCCCCCGCUGCUCCAAUUAGCUCUAUUUACAUUCUCCCUAAAUGGCUUCUCUCCUGUAUUUCUUUGUUAAGUCAAAUAGCAUGCACUUGGUACUCUUCCUAGACAUAGCAUUUCUCACAGCUUAAGUAUCAUCAUAGCAGAUGCAGUCUUGCUCUUCCUUUUACACAUCUAUCUUCAAUUGCUCUGCUUGAGCCUUCAUUUUAACUCCAGGCACUUUCCAGAAUGAAAAUUGUGUGAUGUGGCCACUGAGUUCUGUUACAACUUUAAAUUUCCUGUUAUAUACUUUAUAAUCCAUAGUUUUGCCAAUUACCACGAAGGGAAAGUGUGUGAGUUACAUGUUCAAUGUUAUGUGCAUUUGGAUUGGUGUAUUUUAGUGCUCCUGUGAAAAUGUUUAUUUUUAUAUUCUCUGUGAUAUAAUAUUAUUGAUUAAACUAGGUUUAUUUGUGAUGAA